Messenger RNA from Clunio marinus, 525 nucleotides. NCBI's taxonomy places the organism in Eukaryota, Metazoa, Arthropoda, Insecta, Diptera, Chironomidae. The record is from the annotation of a GenBank genome assembly.
AUGAUUGGUACAAAUCUCGCAUUGACUUGUAAAACAUUAAAUGCGAUUCUGUGGACUUUUUUUUCUUCUCAACUGCCUCACGACUUUUUAUUUAUAAGUGGAAAUUUAUCCCAACUGGCCAUGAGAAACGCAUGUGAUCAACGAAGGAACAGAGACAAUGCGAUGGAACAUAAAAUAGCACCUUACAACAUAAAUAGUUACUUUGUUCAAUGGUCAACUCCAAAAACUACACAACUAUGUAAUAAAUUGCUUCUCCUGAUUUCAAAUGCUACUCUAAAAGAAUUUACUUUGAAGCUAAAUUCGCACAAGAUUGUAGUGAACGACGAGAGCAAGAAGGAGGUGAACAAGAAUCUACCGAUAGCUAAUUUAAUUUAUUAUGAAAAAGUUGUGAAAAAAGAAUGCGCAAUUUCUUUAUGCACCUUUUGUAUGGAUUUUGAUGGACAAACAAUAUGUUUCGUAACGGAAUAUCAGCGUUACACACAGCUUGAAACAUUAAUUUUUAUGCAGAAUAGUUAUGCUAGGUAG